Molecule: messenger RNA, 843 nt
Organism: Penicillium vulpinum
Lineage: Eukaryota; Fungi; Ascomycota; Eurotiomycetes; Eurotiales; Aspergillaceae
Exons: 5
Coding region: 1-843 (280 amino acids)
Source: RefSeq, a predicted model, not a curated record
AUGUCCUCUGCACUUAUUAUAAUUGUGUUGCAGCUGACCAGAUCCGAGAUUAGUGACAUUAAGAUCGCGCCAUACUCCAUGCUCAUACCAUCGGAGUCUUACUUUGCUGACUCAAUGCAGCACAACUCGGCCCACUAUAUAUGGGCCAACCGCACUUACCAGCCGUCGCAGCCACCACCAGGACACUUGAACCAGCAUUUCCCGCAAUUACAACCGUACUCGCCGGGAGUUUUUCUCGGUCACAAUGGACAUGCAGAUAGAUCGGCUCAUAGCUAUUCCCAGGAUCUGCCAGCAGCAUCCCCGUAUAUUCUCCUAGCACCCGUUAGCGCUGAACGGCAGAGUCCCUCGCCAAGUCAUCCGAUGCCUCAUUCUCUCCCAUUUUAUUUUGCUCCAACACAUUGGUACAACCAACCCUUGAUUACCUCCUCCCCGCCAUACAUGGUGGAUCACCAUGCCUAUCAUAUACCCGAAGCGGCCCCAAUUUUUUUUCCCCAUCACGCUUCUAUAAGCUCGCAGGCUUCCUCCAUGGUCCAGGACCCUGUUUAUCCUCAACAAGAGUCAGAACCAGUUGAUUCCGAUAAUGGAUACCUAGUAUGUGUGUUAAACUCGCGACGACGACCUCAAUGUUGGGAUUGGGAUCAUGGCUGCAAUGGUCGGGAGUUCUCGAGCUUUAGCAAUCUUCUGCGACACCAGCGUGAAAGGUCGGGCGCAGUUACUAAAGCAGAAUGUUCUAUAUGUGGAGCUGUUUUCACUCGCAAAACAGCACGCAAUACUCAUAUUAUUGAGGGUAGAUGUCCAGGUGUUGGAGUUCAAAUGGGGGGACAACUGACUAUGGCGGGCUAG